Fraxinus pennsylvanica is the source of this 1083-nucleotide messenger RNA. Lineage: Eukaryota; Viridiplantae; Streptophyta; Magnoliopsida; Lamiales; Oleaceae. The record is from the annotation of a GenBank genome assembly.
AUGGACUUCGCCGGAGAGCAAAUGGUCUGCCGGAAAAGAUUAAAGGGUUCGCUUGAAUCCCGCGGAGAGUCUGACUUCUUCGAUGCCUUGCCUGAUGAUCUUGUCCUUUGUAUUCUCUGUAAACUCAGCUCCACUGCUUCCUGCCCUGCAGAUUUCAUCAACUUUUUGAUAACAUGCAAAAGAUUUAAUGGGUUAGGCCUCCAUUCAUCAGUGUUAUCCAAAGCCUGUGAGAAAAUGGUAGCGGUCAAAGCUAAGAACUGGUCUGAAUCAACUCACCGAUUUCUCAAACUCUGUGCUGAUUCUGGGAAUAUAGAAGCCUGUUACACUCUCGGCAUGAUUCGAUUCUACUGUUUGCGGAACCGAGGAAGCGGUGCGUCUUUAAUAGCCAAGGCGGCGAUCAGUUCUUACGCGCCGGCGCUGUAUUCACUCGCCGUCAUUCAGUUCAACGGUAGCGGCGGCUCGAAAAACGACAAGGAUCUGAGGGCUGGUGUUGCACUCUGCGCACGGGCCGCUUUCUUGGGGCAUAUCGACGCCCUUAGGGAGCUCGGCCACUGCCUGCAAGACGGUUAUGGAGUGAAGCAGAACAUCGCCGACGGCCGCCGAUUCCUCGUCCAAGCCAACGCGCGAGAGCUAGCCGCCGUUUUGGCCACGCCUGCGCCGAAAGCCAGCUCGUGGCUUACGUGGAAUCCCCUGAUGCAUCAUCGCCACAUCGCGGUCACGGGAUGCCCUUUGUUUAGUGAUUUCGGUUGUAAUGUUCCGGCGCCGGAAACUCAUCCAGCAAAUCGUUUUUUAUCCGAUUGGUUCUCGAGGUGCGAAGGGAGUCCGGGUCAGGGGCUACGGUUGUGCUCUCAUUCGGGUUGUGGAAGGCCCGAGACUAGGAGGCAUGAAUUUCGACGGUGCUCUGUGUGCGGAGCAGUGAACUAUUGCUCCCGUGCUUGUCAGGCGCUGGAUUGGAAGCUCCGCCACAAGGCGGAGUGCGCUGCCGCAGAGAGGUGGCUCGAUGACGCCGGCGAAAUUGAAGCUAACGGAAUUGCCAUAAACAUUGACGUCAAUGGAAAUGCUGUGGAGGCAAUGGAGAGUUAA